Molecule: messenger RNA, 3214 nt
Organism: Drosophila pseudoobscura
Lineage: Eukaryota; Metazoa; Arthropoda; Insecta; Diptera; Drosophilidae
Product: coiled-coil domain-containing protein 102A
Exons: 8
Coding region: 129-2306 (725 amino acids)
Source: RefSeq, a predicted model, not a curated record
GUGGAAAAACAUCGAUGUUAGUUGUUUUCGAUGCAAUUUAUUUUCUGUAUUCGCUUUGUUAAAUAAAAAAUGCAAAAAACAACUUUAAUAUAACAGAUGUAACCGAAACACACCAAGAAUCCUAGAAAAUGUCACAGGCAGCGUCUACCACGCAGAGUGCAGCUGCUGCACCGGUGGGUGGCGGCAGUCGACGGCUGCCCAGCGAUGGCGUGGGCGGCGUUGGCGUCAUGGGGAAUACCAUGUCAGCGAGAUUCGGUGAGACCGAAUGGGAGGCCCGAGAGUCGCAACGCCAACGCGAACUGCAUGAGGCGCGUGCCAGGGCGGCGCAGAUGGAGAAGACCAUGAAGUGGUGGUCUGAUUGCACUGCCAACUGGCGCGAGAAAUGGAGUAAGGUACGCAACGAGCGGAACAAGGCCCGGGAAGAAUCCAAACAGUUAAGCGUUAAACUGGACGUCGCAAUGAAGGAGGCACAUUCACUGAAGCGCGAGAAGAAUGAUCUUGAGGUGCAGAUCACACAGCUGAAGAAGGAAAUGGAGAAGGUGCACACGCUGAUGAUGAAGCAUGCGGGCCAGUUCCAUCGGGCCGACACCAACGAGGAUGCCGAAGCCAACGGACGCGACGCCAACUGCUCGCCGGACAUUUCUUCGGAUGGCCUGAAGAAUAUCAAUAGCGAGGAUGGUUUGGUCACCAAACUAACCAACGAUGUGAAAGAUCUGGACAUUGAGGAGUUUGCCAUGAAAGGAGCCAUGCCCAAGCAUUUGACGGAUCUGGAUGAGGCCGCGGCCGCCGAAGAGAAGCGUCUGAUACAGCAGUUGUCCAAGGAUGACUUUGACGAAGAUUACUUGCUGCAAAAAAUAUCCAUGCUGCAGUUGCGACUCGAUGAAGCGCAGAAAACUCUACAGGCCGAAAGGGAUGAGAAGCACGAACUUCACAAGAGCAUUGAGAAGCUGACACUGGAGAUACAGGAUGUGCGCGGACGUCACGAGGAGAUGCGUUCAGCCAAGCAGGAAGCGGUUCGCGAGCUCUUGACACUGCAGGAGCAGCAUCGGGCAGAGAUGCGCAUCGUGAACAACUCGCUGCAGGAAGAGAUUGCCGCACGUGAGAACCUAGAGCGCCGUCUCACAGAGCUGCGAACCGAACUGGAGCAUCUGCAGGCAGAAAACGCCUCCGAAUGGGGCAAGCGGGAGCGCCUGGAGUCUGAGAAGUUGGCCUUGGAGCGCGACAACAAAAAGCUGCGCGCCGAGCUGCGUGACUAUCAGGAGCGUUCGGAUCGCAAGUGUCGCCCUAUGCAGGCCAACGAUGUGGAGCUUCGCGCGCUGCAGCAGGAGCUCUCGGAGCGCAACAAGGAGAUCAGCGAGGUGAAAAUGUCGCAUGCCAAGCUGAAGAAACUGUUGGCUGAGACCAACACGGAGCUGAGCCACGCAGUGCGCCGGGCAGAGCAAUACGAGGCAGAGGUCAAACGCCUACGGCAGCGGGUGGAGGAGCUAAAAAGGGAAUUAGCGGGCGCCGAAGACGAGCUGGAUUCGGCGGUGAAUCAGGUGCGGCGUCUGCAGCGCUCCAACGAUGAACUAGUGGGCCAAACUGAGGGCUUUCAGGUGCAAAUUCAACAUCUACAGAACAGACGAGCCCCCAGUCCGCAGCUGCGCGGCAUGGGUGGCGUUCAGUUGAGGAACAAAAUAGCCGUCGAGCUGCCCAACGAUUGUCUGCCGAAUAUCAAUGAUCUGCGCCAGAUCUUUGAUGAUUCUCAGGCGGGAAUGCGCAGCUCCCACAAUGGCAGCGAUGCCGCUGUUCAUCAUGCGGCUUCUGUAAAGCGUUCCAGUCACACGGAGCGCACGCUGCUGCAGCAGCAACAGAGCAGUGCAGCUGCCUCGGCUGCGGCAGCGGCGGCGGCAGCAGCGGCCUUCUACGAUGCAAAGCCCACGCAUCUGGAGGAGAACAUCUUCGAGUCAAAGUCCCGGAACCUGGAGUUUGAGCGGGCCAAGCAGAAGUUUGACAAUCCCCAUGGAUCGCAUCACCACCACCAGAGGCAGCGGUCGGGCAACGGACAUGGCCGAUACGGUAGUGCCGGGAGCAGCAGCAACUGCAGCAGCGCCAAUCGCUCGAAUCUCGUGCUGCCCCUCAAAUGCAUGACCAAUGGGGGUACUCCUUCCUCGGCGUCCAGCAAGGACGAGAUGAACAGGCAGCUGUACGAGGCGCACGAGAAGGAGCAGGGCUAUGCCAGGAAUAGUAUCAAUCUGGAUGGUCUCAAGGUAUCCGACGAUGAGGUGAGCCGCACGGAACCCUGUUCUCUUCGCAUCUUUUACUAACUUUUUUCAUUUCUGGUAUUAUUUUGACUCCGUAGCUAUGGUUCGACAAGCUUACUGCUGGACGAUGAGACCGAAGGAAAUAGCGAUUGAAGACAAAUUCGAUUGAAGGCUAUGGUAUUAAAUGCUAGUAUUAAUUUCACCCCAAAAUGCGUAAGUACUUUAAAGUUGGUGGAGCAUAGGUCUCAAGGUACAAUCCAUGAUCCUAGGCUAUGUUUGAGGACCACCAUCAACUUGUUCCUUAGUUGAAUCAAUUCAUAAGUUUACCUAAGUACUUUUAUGUGAACAAGAGGGAACCACUCUUUCGGCACACGAAUCCCCAUAGAUCAGCAGUAAACUAUGUCAUUUAAUAAGCUUUUAUCUUCACAAAUAUUCCAUUUAUACUAAGCAUUACUAUCAGACAUUUUAGCUGGCCAUAUCUCGUUUCUCUAUGAGCUUAACUCGCAAAUAAUACAGUUGUUAGGAUCCCUUACAUCUCAAUCGCCAUUGGAAUCCCUUGCCUUCUUGAACAACACAGACUAAACCACAUUAACAGACUUACUACCAGAUUUAUAUACGUAUUGACUCAUAAUACAGGUUCGAUUUUUGAGUGCCAGAAUCCCAUAGGAAUUUUACAAAAUUUAAUCGGAACAGAGUCCAGUAUGCUGCUGGCUGUGAAUCGGAAAUAAUUUAAUAUAUAUCAAAAUCUCGAGAUCUGUGCGUUUGUCUAGUCCCAUAUCCUUUUCGCUUACUUUUCCAAACGAUUACACUUUGAUUCGCAGCAGCGGCAUAUUGAAUCUUAUCUAGAAUAUAUAGUAUAUACAUAUUUGAAAGAAGAAUAAUAUACGUAUUAUAAUUUAGCAAUAUUAGUAUUCUAGUGUUUUAAAAAUACCAAUUUAUAAUUAACUAUUAAAAUUACAACAUAACAAAUA